AUGGCGGGUGCGGCGGAGGGGACCGUGAUCGCGUGCCACACCAAGGAGGAGUUCGACGCCCAGUUGGCCAAGGGCAACGAGGCCGGCAAGCUGGUGGUGAUCGACUUCAUGUCCCUCACGUGCGGUCCUUGCCAAGCAAUAGCCCCGGUGUUCGAGGAGUGCGCCAAGGAGUACCCUACUAAAGGUGCCUUCCUCAAGGUCGACAUUCUCGAACUGGAGGAAGUUGCUAAGAGCUACAACAUCCAGGCGGCGCCGACCUUCGUCUUCAUCAGGGACGAUCUGACGCUGGAGAGCUUUGUUGGUGCCUAUCCAGAUAAGCUCCGCAACACCAUCAAGGAGUUCAUCGACAACACUUCUGCAGCCUCUGCGUCGUCCGCCUAA
Molecule: messenger RNA, 381 nt
Organism: Miscanthus lutarioriparius
Lineage: Eukaryota; Viridiplantae; Streptophyta; Magnoliopsida; Poales; Poaceae
Source: the annotation of a GenBank genome assembly